AUGGAUAUUUUGACGGAGAACGCUUCCGAAGACGGCACGGACGGAUAUGGUUUGGAAACACGAUAUCUGAUCGCACAUUUGGGUGAUGUCUUACGCACUUACAUGACGGAACUGGUAAUCAAGCGCCCCUCUGACCCGAUAGAUUAUCUAGCCCGGAGCCUCAAACACCAUGCCGAAGUGGAUCGGGAAAUUGCACAAGAGCUCGCCGCGGAACAGGCUGACGAAGAUGAUGAGGACGAGAAAGACUCACCAGAUUCGUCAACUGCAGUCGAAAAAGACACUGUGUUGGACACUAUUACCACAAGCGUAGCGGACAAUGGUCUGGAUGUAGUUGAUCCAGUGUCCCAUUCAGAAAGCACGACAGAAGAACCGGGUAUCAACAUAUCCGAAUCCCAGAAUGUCGAAGAAGUUGAGAAAACUAUCGGUGAAGAUGAUAAAUCAGAACUUGAGUUCGACGAUUCGCACAAGAAGCCCAAAGAACCAUCCGAUGAUGAGUCCGUUGAUCGGGGAGAGAUCGAUAAUAUAGAUCAAUUUAAAUCGGAUAAGGUGGACGAUCUGGGACAAGAUAAUACUGACCUGAUCGUGGACGAUACUAUGGUAGCAGACAGUUUGGAUUUCGAAGACGGUCGAGUUGACUUGUCAGAUAUAGUGCCAGAGGAUACGGAAACUCGGGCGGAAGACGACGACGAUCCAGGAUACUUCCCAAAUGCAAACCUGUCCAUUUCCAUGAAUUAUAUCAUCAGCGAUUUCGUCAACUUGGACGAUGACGAUGAUGAAUUGAAUGACGAUGAUCAUGAUGAUGGUGAUGACGAGGAUGAUGUGGAGGCUGAUGAUGAUGACUUGGAUGAUGAUGGUGAAGAAUAUGAUGAUUUGAAUAAGGUUGACGAUGACGUCGAUGAUGAUGCUGAUUUGGAUUAUGUUGAAGAUGAUCGUGAAGAUGAUGGUGAUUUGAAUGGUGAUAUUGAUGAUGAUGAUGAUAUAGAGGAUGAGGAUUUGGAUAAUGUUGAUGAUCACUAUUGGCAUGAUGAUGGUGAGGAUGAUGAUGAUGACGAUAAUGAUGAUGAUUUCAUUGACGAUGAUGAUGAUCUGGAUGAUGGUGAUGCUGAUGUUGAUGAUGAUUUGGAAAGUGAUGAAGAUUCGAAUGAUGAAGAUGAUUGUGAUGAUGAACAUGAAGACGAUGAUGACGACGAUCAAGAUGAUGAUGAUAUGCAUGUAAAUGAUGAUGAUAUUGAAGAUGGUGACGACGUGGAUGAUGAAGACGAUGAUAAUGAUGAUAAGAAUUAUGAUGAAGAUAAUGAUGAUUUCGAUGAUGACGAUGACGACGGUGAUAAUGAUUGGGAUAUUGAUGACGAGGGUGAUUUAUAUGAUGAUGACAUUGAUGAUUUGGAUGAAGAAAAUGAUGAAGAUGGUGACUUGGUUGAAGACGAUGAUGAUAGUGGAGACGAUGAUUCAUCUGUCAAACGAUUGAUAUCGUCCAUGGGAAACAUCGAAAAUCUCAGUGCUAUUCCAUUCCUGGUCGAGCUACCAGAAAUGUAA
Messenger RNA from Echinostoma caproni, 1536 nucleotides. The record is from the annotation of a GenBank genome assembly. Lineage: Eukaryota; Metazoa; Platyhelminthes; Trematoda; Plagiorchiida; Echinostomatidae.